Heterobasidion irregulare TC 32-1 is the source of this 633-nucleotide messenger RNA. RefSeq lists its product as uncharacterized. The record is from RefSeq and is a predicted model, not a curated record. The transcript is spliced from 2 exons. Bases 1 to 633 code for a protein of 210 amino acids. Lineage: Eukaryota; Fungi; Basidiomycota; Agaricomycetes; Russulales; Bondarzewiaceae.
AUGCCGCCACCCACCUGCGACCGCGCCCAUACCCUCUCGCUACCGCUGCCGAUCCCCCGCUCGCGCUCGCACAAGAUGAGAGCUCUCGAUGCCCUGCACCCACGCUCACACAAGACAAGUGUGAGCUUGUAUCCUCUCGCUGCCGCCGCCCACCCCUUCCCGCACUCGUAUCCUCUCGCUGCCGCUGCUGAUCUCCGCCUGCGCUCGCCAAGACGAGUGCAGGUGUGGCCUCUUUCAAUGCCGCCGCCCACCUUGCCUGCGCUCAUGAGUGCAGGCUUGUCUUCUUUUAAUACCGCCACCCACCUGCGCCCGCAAGUGUGGGCCUGUAUCCUCUUGCUGCCGCCGCCCACCUUGCCUGUGCUCAUGCUCUCUCGCUGCCGCCGCCGAUCCUCACCGCCCGCGCUCGCACAGGACGAGUGCGUGCUCGUAUUCUUUUGCUGUCGCCGCCCACCUUACCUGCGCUCAUAUCCUCUUGCUGCCGCUGCCCACCUCGCUUGCGCUCGUACCCUCUCGCUGCCGCUGCCAAUCCUAGCCGCCCAUGCUUGCACAAGACGAGUACGGGCUCGUGUUCUCUUGCUGCUGCCGCCCACCUUGCCUGCGCUCGUGCUCUCUCGCUGCUGCUGCCAAUGCUAG